Molecule: messenger RNA, 1410 nt
Organism: Peromyscus eremicus (cactus mouse)
Lineage: Eukaryota; Metazoa; Chordata; Mammalia; Rodentia; Cricetidae
Gene: Lrrc38
Product: leucine rich repeat containing 38
Cellular component (GO): voltage-gated potassium channel complex
Molecular function (GO): transmembrane transporter binding; potassium channel activator activity; voltage-gated potassium channel activity
Source: RefSeq, a predicted model, not a curated record
AUGGAAAACGCUGACUGGCCGGGGCCAUCUUUCCAGUCACAGCAGGUCUCUGGCAGCUACCCGCCAGGCUCACACCCUCCUCCAGGAGAAGAGACGAGGGUGGCGCUGCGGGCGCAUGCCCCAGACACGCCCUAUGAAAAUCGCUCCAGGGAUCGGUCACCGAACUUAGUCUUGCGCGCCGCUGGCCAGGUCCGUGCGACAGGUCCCACUUCCCCGCCCGAGUGGGGUCUCGCUGGGCUCCCUCCGCGAUCCCCUCCUAUGCCUUGGAAUGUUCCAGAGGGUCGGUUUCCUGUGCGGGUGAAUUCGGCGCCCAGCGCCUCUCCUCUGCCUCCUCCCUCCCCGCUGCCCGGACACCCCAGGUCGCUCUGUCCCCGCCACACUCUCAUCGCCCCCGCGCGCCCGGGAGCAGUCUCCCCGCCCCGCGCCGCUGCCCUAGGGCUCCCGGCGCCCCGCAGCCAGGCCCCCGCUGCGCCUGCUGCCCCAAGAGCCGUGUCCGCCAGAGUCCCCGGGGCCAUGAAUCUCUGCGCUAUCUCCCGCCGCCCCACCGGUGCCGCUGCGGCGCUGGGGCUCGGUAGCGUCUUGAUGCUGCUCGGGCCGGGACGCGCGUGCCCUGCGGGCUGUGCCUGCACCGAUCCCCACACCGUGGACUGCCGUGAUCGCGGGCUGCCCAGCGUGCCCGAUCCCUUCCCCCUGGACGUGCGCAAGCUGCUAGUGGCCGGCAACCGAAUCCAGCAGAUCCCCGAGGACUUCUUCAUCUUCCACGGAGACCUGGUCUAUCUGGAUUUCAGGAACAACUCGCUGCGCUCGCUGGAGGAGGGCACGUUCAGCGGCUCCGCCAAGCUGGCCUUCCUGGACCUGAGCUACAACAACCUCACCCAGCUGGGCGCCGGCGCCUUCCGCUCGGCGGGGAGGCUGGUCAAGCUGAGUCUGGCCAACAACCACCUGGCCGGUGUGCACGAAGCCGCCUUCGAGAGCCUGGAGUCGCUGCAGGUGCUGGAACUCAACGACAACAACCUGCGCAGCCUCAACGUGGCAGCUUUGGAUGCGCUGCCCGCGCUGCGCACUGUGCGCCUGGAUGGGAACCCCUGGCUAUGCGACUGUGACUUCGCCCACCUCUUCUCAUGGAUUCAAGAGAACGCAUCCAAACUGCCCAAAGGCCUUGAUGCCAUCCAGUGCUCACUGCCCAUGGAGGACCAGAGGGUGGCCCUGCGGGAGCUGUCAGAAGCCAGUUUUAGUGAGUGUAAGUUCAGCCUGUCCCUCACAGACCUAUUCAUCAUCAUCUUCUCGGGGGUGGCUGUGUCCAUCGCCGCCAUCAUCUCCAGCUUCUUCCUGGCCACUGUGGUACAGUGUUUCCAGAGGUGUACCCCUAACAAGGACACAGAUGAUGAGGACGAUGAUGAGGAUGACUGA